UUCUACUCUUGCUGCAAACAAGUACAGUGCUUUACAGGAUAUUUGGACUUUGGAGAAAGCAAAAGCAACAUGAAUGUGGAGUUUGUGCAGACUGGCUAUGGCAAGAAUAUGGUCAAGGUGCUAUAUCUAAGAAGAGAUGGGAGCCACCACUACAUAACUGAGUUGACAGCUAAUGUGGAGCUCACCCUCAAGUCUCACAAGGACUACUUGACUGGGGACAACUCGGACAUCAUACCCACUGACACUGUCAAGAAUACGGUCCAUGCACUGGCUAAACUGAACGGAGUUGUAACCAUAGAGCAGUUUGCCAUGGACAUCAGCAAACAUUUCCUGACAGCUUUCAAACAUGUGACCAGAGCAACUGUAAAAAUUGAGGAGUCCCCAUGGAGGAGGCUAGAGAAGAAUGGUGUCGAACAUGUACAUGCAUUCAUCUACAGCCCUGAAUCCUGGAGGUUCUGUGAAGUCAAACAAAAUCUUAAUGGGAGCCCUGUGCUUUACAGUGGCGUGAAGAACAUGAAGUUGCUGAAGACCACUCAGUCUGGCUUUGAAGGUUUUCUCCGUGACCGUUUCACAACGCUGCAGGAGGCCAAGGACAGGUGUUUCUGUACCUCUGUGUAUGCAAGGUGGCGCUACAACAGGAUCCACAAUGUCAACUUUGAUGGCAUAUGGAAUUCUAUCAAGGAGGCAAUAAUUGAAAAGUUUGCUGGUCCAUACGAUCGUGGAGAAUACUCCCCUUCUGUGCAGAAAACCCUCUAUGACACACAGGUCAUAGUCCUGGAUAGAGUGCCAGAGGUUGAAGAGAUUGAGAUUGUCAUGCCUAACCAACAUUACUUCAACAUCGAUAUGACUAAAAUGGGUCUCACAAACAAUAAUGAAGUUCUUCUGCCAUUGGACAAUCCUUCAGGGAACAUCACUGGCACAGUCCGCAGGAAGCUGCAAGCAAAGCUGUAAAAAUAGCCCAGGAGUCAACUCCAAAACAAUAAGCAACCAGGAAGUACUGUAUCACAGAACAAAACCAUAAUUUCUCUGAAUAACAUACUUCUAUGUUGACAAGAUUGUUCAUGUUCCCAAAUUAUGAGUUUCAAGUGAAUCAGCCCAGAUCAAUGGAAGAUACAAAGCUGUACAGUAAAAUGGGUAGAUUCAAUGGUACUUCAAGGGCUUGUUGCAUUAACAUAUCAAAUUGUAUGUGCAAUUAAAAAUAAUUCACAGAAAAUACCCUU
Molecule: messenger RNA, 1220 nt
Organism: Esox lucius (northern pike)
Lineage: Eukaryota; Metazoa; Chordata; Actinopteri; Esociformes; Esocidae
Gene: uox
Product: urate oxidase
Exons: 8
Coding region: 70-951 (293 amino acids)
Biological process (GO): purine nucleobase catabolic process; urate catabolic process
Cellular component (GO): peroxisome
Molecular function (GO): urate oxidase activity
Source: RefSeq, a predicted model, not a curated record